This is a messenger RNA of Chiloscyllium plagiosum (whitespotted bambooshark), 649 nucleotides long. RefSeq names its product phospholipase A2 group X (gene pla2g10). Gene Ontology annotation, molecular function: calcium ion binding; phospholipid binding. Lineage: Eukaryota; Metazoa; Chordata; Chondrichthyes; Orectolobiformes; Hemiscylliidae. The record is from RefSeq and is a predicted model, not a curated record. Gene Ontology annotation, biological process: phospholipid metabolic process; arachidonate secretion; lipid catabolic process.
GAGAUUUUCCUUCAUGCUACACUGUACCAGAAUGUUUGCUGUUAGAGAAAUGAUGGCAUUGGAGGGUUUAAGCAGCUGGCUUUAGUUCCAGUCCAUUUGAGAAAACCAGAAAAUCAUCAUCUCAUUCCAUUCCUGAGUCCGAGUCUAGAUCUGCCUGCGUUUUCAUCAAUGGAAUUCCUGCUCUUCAGUCUAUUUUUACUGCUAUCAGUGCAUAUUACAGCCGUGAAAGAACACCACAGACGGCAAGCAAGAAGUAUUCUGGACUUGAUCGGAAUGAUUCAGUGCAGCACGGGGAAUUCUAUUUCUUACCUGAUGUAUGGUUGUUACUGCGGAAUUGGAGGAAAAGGCUGGCCACGGGAUGACACAGAUUGGUGCUGUUUUACUCAUGACUGCUGUUACGGGAAAGCAGAGAGAGCUGGUUGUCAUCCCAAGUCAGAGAGUUACAACUGGUAUUGCAGAUAUGGUACUGCUAGAUGUGGGGACUUCUUUGACUAUUGCGAAAGGAUGAUUUGUGAAUGUGACAUGGAGUUAUCAAACUGCUUGAGGAGGAAUGUAUACUGGAAGAAAUAUGCACUGUGGCCCAAUUUCCUUUGCGGAAGGACAAAGCCUCGAUGUUAUUCAUAUUAAAUAACAUGGGUAUAUUCUGAAA